Trifolium pratense (red clover) is the source of this 2053-nucleotide messenger RNA. RefSeq names its product ADP-glucose phosphorylase-like. Lineage: Eukaryota; Viridiplantae; Streptophyta; Magnoliopsida; Fabales; Fabaceae. Gene Ontology annotation, biological process: galactose metabolic process. The transcript is spliced from 6 exons. The coding region runs from base 208 to 1884 and encodes 558 amino acids. The record is from RefSeq and is a predicted model, not a curated record. Gene Ontology annotation, molecular function: UDP-glucose:hexose-1-phosphate uridylyltransferase activity.
AAGGGACCAAAUGUGUAGUUAAGCCUUUAUAUUUCUUCCGUCUGUGUACUUCUUCAUUCCGAUGGCCGCUGCUGCUUAGCUAGGGCUAACAACAACCAAAAACACUUUCAGUUUCAGCAAACACAAAGUACGAAACUUUGAAACCAAAAAACACUACGAAACCCUUUUCAACUCACAAAAAAACUUUCGUACCUUUUUCUCACAACGAUGAGAACGAAAUCCAUUGGUGGCGGUAAACGCCGUUUACCAGACCUAGUACCUUCUCCAUUAUCUACCUUAACUCAGGAAAACGACGAUGAAGAUCUAAGUCCACAACUUCGAAAAUCCGUAAUUUGGAACCGUUGGAUAAUUUUCUCAAAAGAUAAUGGAAAAAAAGCAUGCGAUUUCAAAGGUAAAUCGACGUUUAAUACAAACCCUAGCAGAAACAAACCGUGUGUUUUUUGCAUUGGUCAUGAAGAGGAAUGUACGCCUGAGAUCUUUCGUGUUCCUUAUGAUGAAUCCAAUUGGAAGAUUCGUGUUGUGGAGAAUCCGAAUGCUGUGCUUUCGAGGGAUUUGCCGGAGUAUGUUGAUGUUCCGGAGUUUGACAGGGUUUUGGAUGGGUUUGGGAUUCAUGAUGUUGUGAUUGAAAGUCCUGUUCAUUCUGAGCAGUUGUUGGAGUUGUCUCCGAAAGAAAUUGGAGAGAUUUUCGUUGCUUUUACAAGUAGAAUUCAUGAAUUGGCUCACCUUGAGUCUAUAAAAUAUAUUCAGGUGUUUAAAAACCACGGUGAAAAAGCUGGUGCAUCAAUGAGUCAUUCUCAUAGUCAAAUUCUAGCCUUGCCAAUUAUUCCACCUAGUGUUUCAGCCCGUCUUGGAAAUAUGAAGGAUUAUUUUUAUCAGACAGGGAAAUGCUGCAUUUGUGAAAUUCAAAGUGAGGAACUUUUGAUUGAUUCGUCUACCUACUUCUUUUCAAUAGUUCCUUUUGCUGCUUCAUUUCCUUUUGAGAUAUGGGUUGUUCCCCGGAAUCACUCUGCUCAUUUCCAUGAAUUGGAUGCUGAAAUGGCACUUGAUCUUGGAGGUUUGAUGAGACAAAUUCUUAGAAAGAUGUCUUUUCAAUUGAACAAUCCGCCAUACAACUUUAUGAUUCACAGUAGUCCACUGCAUGGUGAUGAAUCAGAGUUGGCAUACAAUCAUUGGUUUAUACAGAUAGUACCUCAGCUAAUUCCGACAACUGGGUUUGAGCUUGGAACUGGGUGUCACAUCAAUCCUGUUUUGCCUGAGGAUGCUGCAAAGGUUCUAAGAGAAGUGAUUGUUCCCGUGUUUGCACAUGAAAGGCGCACUGUGGGUUUUUCACCUCCAAGUAAGAUUGUGGAUUAUAGCGAGGCAUUCACCACUAAAGAGAUGUUUCCUACCCGAGAAUAUCUACUGAAUUGGGCUCGAGCCAUUGGGAGAGAGAACGGAUUUACUGUUAUUAUUCAGCGGUCAGACAAUGGUGGAUCAGGGAAGAAGAAGAUAGGACGGAAGACAACUGUGAUUCUGGGUUGUGAAAGAAGCGGAAGAUAUAGACAAUACAAGGAUGCAUUGGCUCGCAAGACUGGAACGAAGAAAUGUGGGUGUCCAUUCAGACUCAGAGGAAGACCUGUUAGAAAUGGGGAUGGAUGGAAAGUGAAUGUAGUCUGUGGAUUUCACAACCAUGAAGUAAUUGAAACAGCGAUCGGGAGCACAUAUGCUGGUCGGCUAAGUGGCGAAGAGAAGUCGCUGGUUGAUGAUUUGACAAGGAGUAUGGUAAAACCGAAAGACAUAUUACAGACAUUGAAAGAACGCAAUGAAGAGAAUCUCACUUCUAUCAAGCAGAUUUAUAAUGUGCGCCAAGCGCUAAAACGUUCUAGAGUUAUUGCAGACACGUAAUGAAGAGAAUCUCACUUCUGUCAAGCAGAUUUAUAAUGUGCGCCAAGCGCUAAAACGUUCUAGAAUAGAAGUUGAACAUUCAGCAUAGAUAUUAGUGUUAAUUGAUUGUACUGCAUUCAACAUUUGUAUUACUUUCUAAUUUGUCGAAAGGACAUUUUUAUUGUUGUUA